GGUACGGUCGGAUCUGGACACACUUGAGACAGAAAUCACUGUAUUUAUGCAGCGACGGCCAUACCAAAUCUCGGUACAAAUUAAAGUGUUGCUCUAAAUUGUGCUAUUUUCAUAUGCGUGUGCUUUGUUAUGUGUCCAGUGCUCAGUGAUUUACAUGUGAAAAAAUAAUUGCGGUUCUACCGAGGCUUUUUGGGUAGCUCUUUCCCUUCCACCUUCUUUACGAAGCAUUCUAUCUUUUUCUAUCGAGUGGUAAAAUCAGACAGAGUUCUUGUGAUGCGUUCUCGCUCGUUCAACAACGGCCUGUGAUUUAUCCCCUUUAGUUCCUCCGGCAUCGUGCGUGUACGUUUCGUCGUGUGUGUGUGUGUGGAUUAAUGUGCCGUUUCCGUGAAUUAUCGUGCAGUGUUUGUAGCUCGUCCGUGUUUUCAUCGCAUCAAAGACAGUGCGGUGCGAUCGAUUUCGGUUGCGAAACUGCAAUGGCGCAUUGGUGAGAGGGUUAUGUGCUGCUGUUGGGCCACCAUUUAACCACACAACCUGGUUGUGUUGUUUUGUUGUGUUGUUGUUGUUGUUCCGCAACUUUCCGUCCAAAAAACAUCCUCACCCCGCACACGCGUGGGCGAGAUUAGCACGUUCACACUGUUCUACUUCCUGUUCCUCCCACACAUCCCGUUCUUGGCCCAACGCAUUAUCCGCUCCGGCUUUGUGAAGAAAAGAGGUGAAGGGUGUGUAUGUGCGUGUAAGCCCCAUCAACCGUGACAACGGAACGAAACCCGCAAAGGGCCAAUCAACCCCCCGGACCAAAACUACCAAAGCAACCAUCAACCAAGCAUAUGCAGUAAGCAUUCCAAAUGCAGCUUUUGCAGUACGUGAACGCAACGUAAGCACAUAAGCCGGGUACGCGAAGAAAACAGUAAUAGACGAACGCGACGAAGGCAACGCGCACGGAAAACGGCUAAUUAGUGAAGGAAAGGAAGGAUGUCCACCAUGAUUAAAUGCCCACGAACUUUCACCGGAAAAUAGGUGUGCAAAUAAAAACCAACUGCACACCACCUCCCUCCACGACAUCGUCAACAUCAUCACUUAGUACUCCUACGCCCGGUAAUAUAGUUGGCCGCAGCAGGAAACGCCAAUCGAUCGAUUUGCGAAAAAAAAACGUACUGUGCGAAGUUGCUCCUUCGCGGCAAAAAUUCAAGCGGUGCCCGGUGGAAAAAGGCGAAAAACGGGGUAACAGGGACACUCUUCAUUUUAGCUACCUGAAGCGUUGGAAAACUCUGCGUGAAAUAAGGCUACAAACGAAGAGGAACGCAUCCACCAGCGAGUGUCCUUCAACUCUACCUCACCAAGAACAAAACAAGCCGGAAAGGCCCAGAGAACAGAGAGCGAUAGAACGGGAAGUAAGGGAAAGAGAGAGAGAAAAACGGGAACCAACACGGAGUUAAAACGGGUUUUAUUUGUGUGGUCGCGUGAAAGGGAAGCUGGCUGGAAUAUUGCAAGCUGUUAGAGCACGAAUUCUUGCUGUCGGUGAAUGUAUGCGACUGUCACACACAGCCAACCAGCGCGUCUAGAAACGGUCAAGGUCGUUUCGUGAGAAAACCCACCGUAGAAGCAAUAACAACACAAAAGGAGUACAAGCUAUGUUGCCCACCUAUCAACGGGUAGGCAGCGGUACCGGCGGCGGUGGUACGACGAACGGAUCGGUCACGAAUCAAUUCCUCGGUCGGCGAUCGUUCCGGUCACGGGAAAAAUGUCUCAUCCUGCUCGUUCUGUCCACAUUCGGGUUCGUCUGUUUUGGCGGAUUUUUCUUCCUGCCGGAUAACUUCAGCGCGGACCGGGUGUUGAAGGCGUACAAACAGUUUCAGCGGGCAGGGCCGGAAAUUUUCAUACCGGCGCCCCCACCCGCCCAUGGCCGUACCGGGGAGGAGGACAUCCACAAGCAGGACGAUCGGGUGAAGCUGCAGGAGAAGAUACGGAAAGAGCUGCCGGACGAUUUUCUCGAAAAACCAGAUACGGGCGGUGGGGACGAUGGUGGUGGGGGAGGUGAAGAACCGGACGGUGCCGGUGAGCCUGGGCGGGAGGGAGGUGGACCGAUUGAUGAACCGGAUCAGGCGAACCGGUUGCCCGGUGGGGUAGGGGUAGUGGCCGGACCGGCCAUCGAAGGUCCGGACGGUGUUGUACAGCCGCCCCAAAACGGGCUGGAGCAGGAGGAUGGUCCGGAGCAGGAACAGGCAGACCGGCGUCAUCAGGGAGCCCGGUUCCCGGCCAGCCUUACCUUUAACGCGACUGUUGGCGAAGAUCCUGAUCUAGCGGUGCGGGAAAAACGCAACAAAGUAAAGGAGAUGAUGAUGCACGCCUGGAGCAACUACAAGCUGUAUGCGUGGGGCAAAAACGAACUCCGACCGCUGUCGAAGCGUGGCCACAGCAAUAGCAUCUUCGGUUCGUUCGAUCUCGGUGCGACGAUCGUGGACGGGCUGGACACGCUGUAUCUGAUGGGCCUGCACAAGGAGUUCGACGAGGGGCGCGAAUGGGUCGAACGGAAGUUUACGCUCGAAAACGUGGACGCGGAACUGUCCGUGUUUGAGACAAACAUACGCUUUAUUGGUGGCUUUCUCACGUGCUAUGCCUUCACCGGCGAUCGGAUGUUCCUCGACAAGGCACGCUACGUGGCGGAUAAGCUGCUGCCUGCAUUCCAGACACCGACCGGUAUCCCGUACGCGUUGGUUAACGUACACAAUGGGGUGAGCAAAAACUAUGGCUGGGCAAGCGGUGGCAGCAGCAUCCUGUCCGAGUUCGGGACGCUUCACAUGGAGUUUGCCUACCUGAGCGAUAUCACCGGAGAUUCGGUAUAUCGGGAGCGCGUGCAAACGAUACGCGCCGUACUGAAGGACAUCGAAAAGCCGAAAGGUCUGUAUCCGAACUAUCUCAACCCGAAAACGGGCAAGUGGGGCCAACAGCACAUGUCGCUCGGUGCACUCGGGGACAGCUUCUACGAGUACCUGUUGAAGGCGUGGAUCCAGUCUGGUCACGAGGAUUCGGAGGCGCGUGAAAUGUACGACGAAGCGAUGCAGUCAAUCAUAAAGCACAUGGUGCGCAACACACCAAGCGGUCUGACGUACGUGUCCGACAUGAAGUUUGAUCGACUCGAGCACAAGAUGGAUCAUCUGGCGUGCUUUGCGGGUGGUCUGUUUGGGCUGGGCGGUACCUCGCUGAACAAUCAGUAUUCGCAGCAGUACAUGGAGAUUGGCGAGGGGCUAACCAACACUUGCCACGAGAGCUACAUCCGCACGUACACCCGGCUCGGGCCGGAAUCGUUCCGUUUCAACGAUGGUGUGGAGGCGAAGGCACUGAAAGCGCAGGAAAAGUACUACAUCCUGCGACCGGAAACAUUUGAAAGUUACUUCAUCAUGUGGCGGUUAACCCACGAUCAAAAGUAUCGUGACUGGGGUUGGGAUGCGGUACAGGCACUUGAGAAACACUGUCGUACACCGACUGGCUACACUGGACUAAAGAACGUUUAUCUAACGGAACCGGUAAAGGACGAUGUGCAGCAAAGUUUCUUCCUCGCCGAAACACUCAAGUACCUCUAUCUGCUAUUUUCCGACGACUCCCUGCUACCCUUGGACGAUUGGGUUUUCAACACGGAAGCACAUCCAUUGCCGGUGAAGGAUCGAAAUCCGCUGUAUCGUCCUGCUGCUGGUUCCAGUUCACCAUAAGCACGGACGGUCUAAACCGGGGCAAGAGAAUGAGGUGGUUUUAGUAGACGGUGUUGAUCAUCUCCACACCGAGCCACACGCCGCCAUCUACAACCACCAUCAUCGAUCGUGAUCGCUCGAGGUCGGAGCUGUAACGAUUUAAAACACACUACACACCUACCUAAACGCAAGAUUUCUUAUCCAUAUAUCAAUAUCGAGGGCCCUCAUGGUGUCAUGGUGGUGAAAACAUCUCUCUCCACCCGAACGACCUACGGUUAAUUUGUUUUCUUGAGCUUUGAAUUCUUAACUCCAACAACCCACACACCUACACAAGCAAUAAGGACCCAACGCGAAAUGCUAGACUUUCAUUAGAGCAGUAAAACAGCAAAGGAGUAAGUACGCAUUUCGACUGUUUCGACAGAGGAAAAGAACUACGGAUGUGAUGUGUUUACAUCCCGGGAUCAGCAAGAAGCUACACAUAGCCCACGAGCUAAGAUGAGGUCGACAUCGUUUGCUUUAUAAAACGAAGUGCAAGUAGAAGAUUGCCUGCAGUUAACGUGCCAAUAAGGGUGUGAUGAGGAUGUUGGAAUAGGGGGGUACAACGGGAG
Messenger RNA from Anopheles moucheti, 4294 nucleotides. RefSeq names its product mannosyl-oligosaccharide alpha-1,2-mannosidase IA (gene alpha-Man-Ia). Bases 1632 to 3707 code for a protein of 691 amino acids. Lineage: Eukaryota; Metazoa; Arthropoda; Insecta; Diptera; Culicidae. Gene Ontology annotation, cellular component: endoplasmic reticulum; Golgi membrane. The record is from RefSeq and is a predicted model, not a curated record. The transcript has 6 exons. Gene Ontology annotation, biological process: N-glycan processing; carbohydrate metabolic process. Gene Ontology annotation, molecular function: calcium ion binding; mannosyl-oligosaccharide 1,2-alpha-mannosidase activity.